ACCAUCUGGAUGGAUUAUUUCCACGCAUCUCACCCUGUAUGCUGUUUAUAAUGGGAAGCAGUUCUGGCAAAGUGUUACCUGAGCCCUCGAAAAAUGGAUAUUUUUGCCUUAUCAGCUCUGUUGUGAACUUCAAGAAACAAGAGACUGACAGGAAAACGUGUAAAGAGAAACAACAAGCUUGGCUUUGGAGGAGAAGUGACAGAGGAGCUUCUCGAAGAGGAAUAUCAGAGGGAGUCAAAGAAUCGGUUCAUCUGGAGGAGCGGAUGAGGAAUCCUAAUGCAAAGUUUCGUGCAAAGUUUGAUCCACGCGUCACAGCAAGGUAUGACAUCAAGGCUCUGAUCGGCCGUGGCAGCUUCAGCCGUGUGGUUCGUGCUGAGCACAGACGAACACACCAACCCUUCGCCAUCAAACUCCUAGAGGUCAAAGGUCGGGAGGGUCACGAGGCCUGUCAGGCAGAACUCGGGGUCCUGCGACGUGUGAACCACACCAACGUCAUCCGUCUGGCUGAGGUGUUUGAAACACAGCAUCGUGUGUAUCUGGUUCUGGAGCUGGCCACGGGAGGAGAGCUCUUGGAGCGUGUAGUCGCCCGAGGUACCUUCAGAGAACGGGAUGCCACCAAGGCCUUAAUGAUGGUGUCCAGCGGGCUGCACUAUUUGCACACGCUCGGCGUCAUCCAUAGAGACCUCAAACCUGAAAACCUGCUAUAUUACCACCCAGGACGGGACUCUCGAUUGAUCAUAACAGACUUUGGACUCGCUUGUUGGGAGAACAACAGAAGAAGAGAAGAUACUGCUUUUACGACUCGAGAUGCAAAUUUUGACUUGUCCACUGAUGUUGAGGAGUGUUGUCAGGAUGAAGAUUGGGCUGUGAGGACACUCUGCGGCACGCCGGAGUACCUGGCCCCUGAGAUGCUGGCACGGAGACCCUGUAGCAGCGCUGUGGAUAUGUGGGCGCUGGGUGUCAUCACUUACAUCCUGCUGAGCGGCUCGCUGCCCUUCGACCAGAGCAGCCGACCGCGACUCUUCAGGGCCAUUCUCAGGGGCGGCUACAGUUUCCAUGGUGAUCCAUGGAAAUCAGUAUCUGCAUCAGCCAAAAGCUUCAUCGAUCGCCUCCUGACCCUUGAUCCUGAGCACCGGAUGAGCGCUGAGGAAGCUCUUAAGCAUCCUUGGCUGGUCAGCAUGGCAGCCUGUUCCUCCAACAAGAACCUACACCGCUCUAUUUCCCGAAACCUCCAGCGGCGGGCGUCACGGGCCUCCUCUCGAUGCCCCAGCUCAGGCUCUACUCCUGGGUCACGGAUAUCAAUGAGGUCUGGAUCACGGCCAAAUUCUAGGCCACGGUUAGGGGUCAGCAACAGCUCUGGGCAAUGCGUGAAAAUCGCUACUUAACAUGAGGUCAAGGUUUGGCUGGUUAGCAUAGAUCUGUUGUUUUAUCCCAAAGCGCUAUCGCUCAUUCACAGCCUGUUUGAUUCUAAAGAUCAAAGAGAUGAUGGAAAAUGAUUAGUGAAGUGACUCACAUGAAAAAUGCACAUUAUCCUUUAAAACCUUUACAUAAACUCAAAAUGCAGAUUUAAUGGUAAAUCCUGUAUGUAUGCAUACCAAUGUUUAUGCUAGUAUUCGUUUUUCAAGAUCUUCAGCACCUUAUGUGCGAUCUCCAACUCAUGAUGAACAGCGAAGGAGUUUAAAGUCUCCACUAUAAAAAGAAAAGCAAAGAUCAGCACCCCUGCUCUGUUCUCCCACAUUCAUUCCUUCAUUAAUCAGAUGAAUACAAGCUGAUUAUAUAAACUCACCAUUCUAUUUUAAAAUAUACAUUUUUCAGCCCUGAAUAACCACACACCGGACUAAAAUGCAAAUGGUAAGCAAGUGUAACCUCAAAUGGUCUGAUCUGCUUCUUUUAAUAUGCCUGUUUUUACAUUAAGAUGAUUAUGUGAAGAAAUUAAUACUUUUAUUUAGCAAGGAUGCAUUAAAUUGCAAAGUGAAAGUAAAGACAUUUAUAAUGUUACAGUGGAUUUCUAAUUUCUAGUAAUGCUGUUCUUUUGAACGUUUUAUUCAUCAAAAAAAUGGGGGGAAAGUAUUACGGUUUCCGCAAAUACGUUUCUGAAGGAUCACGUGACACUCAAGACUGGAUGAUGCUAAAAUUUCAGCUUUUCGUCACAAAAAUAAAUUCUAUUUUACAAUAUAUUAAAAUACAAAACGGCUAUUUUAAAUUUUAAUAACAUCUCACAAUAACAAAAAAAAUCCCCCAUUGCAUUUUAUCCGUGUCGAGUAAUCGGCAAAAUACCGGAAGUGGCACAUUCCACAUAAUAAAUCGCGAUUUCAAAAUAAAAGUUUAAACUCUCACUCUGAGUUUACUCGUUUUGAUGUCCAUAUAUUCAAGGCAAUACGUUGGCUGUAGCAUUGCUAUCAUAAAGAAAUGGCCAAAUAUUAAAGAUUAAGUGGAGGUUUGGAUUAAAUGUUGUUUAGUCAAUAUUAAAUAAGGAUUAGAUCGCGCAGUUAAGUGUAAAAACAGUCGUCAGGCCGUUGGCGCUCUCUGCGGGCAUUUGUUAUAAUCAUAGACUGUAAAAAAUAUGGAUGUAGUGUUCGUGACGUCACCCGUAGGUUCUGAAGAGCAUUUUUGAAGCUCUUAGUGGGCGGGAGUCAGCCGUUGCCAUCUUGGAUUCGCGUCACUGCACGUCACUCCCGGAUAAACGAAAAUGGGCAAAGAGGCGGGACGUGGGUGGAGCUGAUUGGUGAAACCACGCCCUAAAUGAUGCAGAACUUUAAGGCCUAAUAUAAUUUACACGGAUGAGUUAUAAAAAAAAUUCACCCCCUCACAGUUGACAUGAAAGGCAACAUUAGCUAUAUAGACCAAAACCACUUUUUGUACCAGGCUGUAACCAUAUUUUUUUCUGCUGUAAAGUUGGGUAUUUUAACAUGUUAUAAUGCGUAAUGCA
Labeo rohita (rohu) is the source of this 2929-nucleotide messenger RNA. RefSeq names its product serine/threonine-protein kinase H1. Bases 39 to 1385 code for a protein of 448 amino acids. NCBI's taxonomy places the organism in Eukaryota, Metazoa, Chordata, Actinopteri, Cypriniformes, Cyprinidae. Gene Ontology annotation, biological process: protein phosphorylation. The record is from RefSeq and is a predicted model, not a curated record. The transcript is spliced from 3 exons. Gene Ontology annotation, molecular function: protein kinase activity; ATP binding.